AUGUGGUCUCUCAUAGAACAUGGAGAAUAUGUUCCAUAUGUCAGAGACACCACCACUCCAAAGCCUCAAGCUGAAUGGCUCACUGCUGAAGCUGAUAGGGUACUCCUAAACUCUAAAGCUAAAUUAUUUAUUAAAUGUGCUUUGUGCAGGGAAGAAUAUGACAGUAUUAUGAAAUGCAAAACUGCACAAGAAAUGUGGAACACACUUCAAACUCACCAUGAAGGAACCAGUCGUAUCAAGGAAACCAGAAUUGACAUUGGUGUAAGAAAGUUUGAGCUGUUUGAGAUGCAAGAAGAUGAAACUGUAGAUCAAAUGUAUGGAAGAAAGAAACCAUAG
This is a messenger RNA of Vicia villosa (hairy vetch), 336 nucleotides long. RefSeq lists its product as uncharacterized. NCBI's taxonomy places the organism in Eukaryota, Viridiplantae, Streptophyta, Magnoliopsida, Fabales, Fabaceae. The record is from RefSeq and is a predicted model, not a curated record. The transcript has a single exon. Bases 1 to 336 code for a protein of 111 amino acids.